AUGGCGCGGAGUUACAACGCCAGAGGCCGUGGCGGCCAACUAGGCCGUGUAUCCGGUUACCGGGGAAGGGGAAGAGGAAAGGCAUACGGGUCAAUGUCGCGUGGUGGUGGUUUAGGUCGUGCGAUGGCUCGUCGUAGCGGUCGUCAGCAGCAGCAGCAGCAGCAGCAGAAUCAGCAGCAGCAGCAGCAGCAGAAUCGUUUUAAUAGGGGUACAAGAGGAGGAAGAGGGUUUAGGGGUAGAAGAGGGGGGGGCCCCAGGGGCCCCCCUCAGCAGACAGCUGAGGGUCUAGAUGCAGAGCUCGAGGCCUACAUGGGGGAGGAGGCAGUAAAGGAGAGACUAGAUAGGGAUUUAGAGUCCUAUUUUAAUUCUGCUGCUGCUGCUGUGCAGCAGCAGCAGCAGAAUCCUGCUGCUGCAGGUGCUGCAGCAGGAGCUGCAGCAGGUGCUGCUGCUGGUGCUGCAGCAACAGCAGCUACAGCAGCAGCAGGUAAUGCUGCUGUUGGUAAUGCUGACGCAGGACCCAGCGCAAUGGAAGUCACAAUGGAGAAUUCCGCCCUCUAA
Eimeria maxima is the source of this 558-nucleotide messenger RNA. RefSeq lists its product as hypothetical. NCBI's taxonomy places the organism in Eukaryota, Apicomplexa, Conoidasida, Eucoccidiorida, Eimeriidae. The transcript is spliced from 4 exons. The record is from RefSeq and is a predicted model, not a curated record. The coding region runs from base 1 to 558 and encodes 185 amino acids.